AUGGUCUUUGGUCCAGGCCCGGAGUACACCCAUCAAUCUCAGUUAGACACGAGAUAAAUAAGUGUAGGUGGUGACACCCAACGUACAACAUAUGGCAACUACAAAAGGAAAAGACAGCAGCAGUUUAGGGAAGGAAAAGAGGGUCACAACCCCUCCAAAUUCUCGCACCACCAAUAUCACCAAAACUCGUCUCAAAACACCCACCACAACCGCCCUUCACCACAAGCCUUCUUCAACUACAACUGAAAAACAAGUCCCAAGCUACCUCCGGCCGACGCAAAGCUCACGCCAUGAUCAAUCUCUCAAGUACGUGAAGAAAUCUAGCCCAGAAGACAGCCCCAAGAAGUCGGCCAGUCCUAAUCGGAGAAGAUCUUUCGACACGGCGGCACCGCCUCCGGCUUCCAGGCUACAAAGCUCAUUUUCCUCCUCCAGCCCUCGAGAGAGAACGGUAACCGUCCGUUCUACAUCGGUUACUCCGAAAACCACUAGUUCUCUCAAGCCUGUUGCAGAGAGGACUUCUAGAAGUACUCUUAAGGCGGGAAAACCGCACCCGUCCCAUGCAAGGGUAACAAAGAAGAGCACGACUCCCGCUAAUAAGAAGGAAACUAAUAUUGCUUCUGCUUCGGCAAAAGAUCAAGAGGAUGUGGAUAUAACGGAAAGUUUUAAUCUUCAUAUUGCUGAUCAAGAUGAUGAAGAGUUUUUGGUUCAUGAGGUUGAAGAAAUUGUAGAGGUGAAAGAUCCUUCUGAAAAUGUUGAGCAUAGUGAUAUUGUAGAAGAUGAGAAAGUCGAGCUUUGUGACAUCCCUGAAGUUUCAGAAGAAAAAACGAAUCCUCCAUUAACUGCUGAUAUUGAAGAAUCUGGAGAUAUUAUAUUACAAGAAGAAAAAGUUGAGAAUCAGACUGAAGGAGAUCAAGAGAAUGGAAGCAAUGAGAUUCACCCGGAAGAGAGUUUUGCAAGUGAGACAACAGUUGAGGUCAAGGAGGAUAAAGAAGAAGAGGGUGGUGAAGAAAAAGAGAUUGUGGAUGAAAACAAGCAAAAUGAAGAGAAGGAAAUGGUGGAUGGGGAAAUUGAAGAGCUUGUUUUGAAGGAAGAGGAAAAUGUGGAGGGUGGCGGCUUUGAAGAAACAAAGUCAGAGGUGGCAGAAAAUACAGAAAUAUCAUCCAUCAAGGAAGAACAAAAGGUUGAUGGUGGUGUUGAAGAAAGUACAACAAUGUCAAUAUCAUCGAAGCGCCAAGUAGGAUUGGUCGGGAAGAAGGAAUCUCAGGCAUAUAAUGAUGUUAUUGAGGAGACUGCAAGCAAGCUAUUGGAGAAGAGGAAGAACAAGGUGAAAGCACUGGUUGGGGCAUUUGAGACUGUCAUAGACAAAGAAUCCUCAUCCAAAUGAUACCAUUUUCCCCUCAUUCAAGUUAAUUAUGUUUAUUAAUGAAUUUUU
Molecule: messenger RNA, 1432 nt
Organism: Corylus avellana
Lineage: Eukaryota; Viridiplantae; Streptophyta; Magnoliopsida; Fagales; Betulaceae
Molecular function (GO): calmodulin binding
Source: RefSeq, a predicted model, not a curated record